AUGACUGAUGCAGAUGAAUCCCAGGCUUCUGGCUCUGAUUACCCUGACGCCCAAGAGCUGAUAUGCAGUCAUCAGAAAGAACCAUAUAAGGUACAUGCCUGUGAAACAAGUACACUAAUGGAGUGUUCACGUUCAAGGCAGAAGAAUGCUGCUCCUGAGGAGUCUUCAGAUGACCUUAACAGUAUAUGUAAAUCAUCAGCUGCUUCAGCUGAAGUUUUCCUGGACAGCAGUGAUUCAGAAAUCCAUCUCUCUGCUGCUAGUGGCAGUGAAUAUCAUCCUAAGUGUUCCACUGCACCUUCAAAGCAAAAAAAGAGAUCUCAACCUGCCAGCCAACAAGCAGAAUCUAUUGCAGGAGUGCCUGACAAUGAAAGUUCAGAUUCUUCUCUGUCUCCUCAAAGUCCAGUGAAAUCAUCAGAAAUUGCCAAAAAGCAGAAGUCAAAACUCAAUUUGAAAGCCAUUUUCGCCUAUCACUUCAGGGGAAAGAAGUUUAAGGCUGCUGCGCACCGAAGAUACAAGGGUGGCUCAGGGAAGAAGAAGAAAAAGUAUGAGAGCACACAGAUGCCUAUUGGGCGGCCACCGCUAACAGCCUCGCCACAAGAGCAAAAGAGAAGGCUUCUAGAUAGAGGUUUUCAGUUCCCUUUUGUUGAAAAACAUUACGGGAAGAAACAUAUUCCCUUAAAGAUGGUUCUUGGCUAUGAG
Messenger RNA from Fulmarus glacialis (Northern fulmar), 699 nucleotides. RefSeq names its product TATA box-binding protein-associated factor RNA polymerase I subunit D-like. The annotation marks the transcript as partial. Gene Ontology annotation, biological process: regulation of DNA-templated transcription. NCBI's taxonomy places the organism in Eukaryota, Metazoa, Chordata, Aves, Procellariiformes, Procellariidae. The record is from RefSeq and is a predicted model, not a curated record. Gene Ontology annotation, cellular component: nucleus; RNA polymerase transcription factor SL1 complex; nucleoplasm. The transcript is spliced from 2 exons.